AUGGAUACAAAUACGUUCAACGACACUACUCUACAACAAUUAAAUAAUAUUAAUAUUGAUGAUGAUCAUCUACUACGUACAACAUUAUUUUGCCGACGAUCAAAAGGACCUAUUAUGUUCAAUGGCUGUAGUCCACUUGGUGAUGUAAUUAUAAUUGAUAAUAUAAGUUCAAAGAAAACAUAUGAUUUAUCUGGAUGGUCGAUUGAACGUCAAGUAGAAUCAAAACCAAAAUUAUAUUUUGAAUUUCCAUCUGGCUUUAUAAUUCCGUCUCAAGCAACUGUUGAACUUUGGGCAUCUGAACACUAUUCUCACUCUAAUAAAUAUAUACAAGAAAAGAGUGAUGAUGGACAUCUAAUAAUUCGUAUUCAGAUGACAGUAAAAUCUUGGAAUGAAGCCCACGAGUUUAGUACUACAAAACUAUUUGAUACGUCUAAACGUGAACGUGCAAUUUUCACCCAUCGAACAUUGUCAGAACAAUCGGUUGAAUAUAAUAACCAGAUUAAUUCUACUAUAAAAGCUUGA
Didymodactylos carnosus is the source of this 522-nucleotide messenger RNA. The record is from the annotation of a GenBank genome assembly. Lineage: Eukaryota; Metazoa; Rotifera; Eurotatoria; Philodinida; Philodinidae.